UGGGACGUCACAUGAGGGAGGAAAGGGUCAAACCUAGUGCCAUCUGUGAUCAAGUGCAUAAACCUUCACCAAAAGAGGGAAUCAUGGGUGGAAUCAUAUCUGCAGUGGUUUUUGACCUCAUCGUGGCUGGCAUUGUUUACGUAUGUACAGAAAUAAUACGAAGAAUACCCAUAGUGAAAGAACUGAAAAAAGUGAUACCUGGUUUGCUUCAGUCAAAAGAGACGCAUAGGGACUCAUCAGUGGAGGACACUUUGCUUCUGUCAGAAGAGAAGCAGCAUGAGGACUCAUUGUGUGCUCGUUUUCUGAACGUCCUAGAAAGUUGCUCACUGAAGAAAUUUAAGAAAAAGCUGCAGGAAAUGGUGGAAUCCCGCUCUAGAGUUGUGCUAUGUGAUGUUGAUCUCACAGAGAAAAGCUGUGUAGUUCUGGUCUCAGCCCUCAGCUCAGAGACCUCAAAACUGAGAGAACUGGAUGUGAGUUACAGUAACCUGCAGGAUUCAGGAGUGAAGAAGCUCUGUGAGGGACUGAAAAAUGAACGCUGUAAACUGGAGACACUGAGACUGUUUAACUGCAGUAUUACAGGAGAAAUCUGUGCUGCUCUGGUUAAGGCUCUGAAAUCAAACACCUCAUCACAGCUAAGAGAGCUGAGUUUGACCACUAAUAAACCAGGAGAGACAGGAGUGAUGGAGCUCUCUGAUCUACUGAAGGAUCCGAACUGUAAAUUGGAGACACUGCAGCUGGAUUUCUGCAGUAUUAGAGGUGAUGCCUGUUCUGAUCUGUUUAAUGCUCUGAAAUCAAACCCCUCAUCUCACCUGAGAGAGUUGAACCUGAGCGGCAAUAAACCAGGAGAUUCAGGAGUGAAGGAGCUCUCUGAACUACUUAAGGAUCAACACUGUAAACUAGAAAAACUACAGCUGGCUGACUGCAAAAUUACAGGUGAACACUGUGCUGAUCUGAUGAAAGCUCUGAAAUCAAACCAUUUAUCUCACCUUAGAGAGCUGAACCUGAACACCAAUGAACUAGGAGAUUCAGGAGUGAACAAACUCUCUGAUCUACUGAAGGAUCCACAUUGUAAAGUGGAGAAACUACAGCUGGCUAACUGCAAGAUUACAGAUAAAGGCUGUGCCGAUCUGGUUAAGUCUCUGAAAUCAAACCCCUCAUCACACCUGAAAGAGCUGAACCUGAACAACAAUAAUCCAGGAUAUUCAGGAGUGAUGGAGCUCUCUGAACUGCUGGAGGAUCCACACUGUAAACUGGAGACACUACAAUUAUUACUUUAUUGUGCAUCUUGUGUGUGUGAAGCUGUAAGUGUGAGGGUUUUUUCUUCCUUUCUCUGCAGACUGUAUAACUGUCAAAUUACAGGUGAAGGCUGUGUUGAUCUGAUUAAAGCUCUGAAAUCAAACCCCUCAUCUCAGCUGCGAGAGCUGAAUCUGAGCUACAAUGACCUACGAGAUUCAGGAGUGGAGAACCUCUCUGAUCUACUAGAGGAUCCACACUGUAAACUGGAGACAAUACAGUUGGAAGGCUGUAGUAUUACAGGUGAAGGCUGGGCUGCUCUGGUUAAAGCUCUGAAAUCAAACCCUUCAUCUCACCUGAUAGAACUGAGUCUGAAUGGCAGUGAGGCAGGAGAUCUGGGUGUGAAGAAGCUCUCUGAUCUACUGAAGGAUCCACACUGUAAACUGGAGAAACUACAGCUGCAGUACUGCAGUAUUACAGGUGAAGACUGUGCUGAUCUGGUGAAAGCUCUGAAAUCAAACCCCUCACACCUGAGAGAGCUGAACCUGAAAAACAAUAAACUAGGAGAUUCAGGAGUGAAGGAGUUCUCUGAACUACUGAAGGAUCCAUACUGUAAACUGGAGAAACUACAACUGUCUGAAUGCAGGAUUACAGAUAAAGGCUGUGCUGAUCUGUUUAAAACUCUGAAAUCAAAUCCCUCAUCACAUUUGAGAGAGCUGAAUUUGAGCGGCAAUAAAACAGGAUAUUCAGCAAUAAGGGAGCUCUCUAAAGAUCUACUGAAGAAUCCACGCUGUAAACUGGAGAAACUAGAAUUCUGAACACACAGAUGCCGCACCUGAA
Messenger RNA from Colossoma macropomum (tambaqui), 2073 nucleotides. RefSeq names its product ribonuclease inhibitor-like. The record is from RefSeq and is a predicted model, not a curated record. The coding region runs from base 12 to 2051 and encodes 679 amino acids. The transcript has 14 exons. Gene Ontology annotation, molecular function: protein binding. NCBI's taxonomy places the organism in Eukaryota, Metazoa, Chordata, Actinopteri, Characiformes, Serrasalmidae.